ACCAUUCGCAUACAAAAUCAUCUGUUGCUUGCCGCCUAUCUCAGUCAGCCAAACGGAAUGAACGCGGCUACGCGUUAUUCAAAUUAAAAACAAAACAUUCUUUUUUUUAAUCUGUGUUCUAUAAUUUCAAAUUUGACGGAAUAUUUCGCGGAAAUUUCUUCAAAUGGCGUCCGUAAACGGCAAGGAAACAGAUCCAGUAGUCCCUCCAUCGUCCCUCAUCAGACGAGUUAGCUCCAAGUCAAUAAGAAACAACUCCAUAUCUGAGGACAAAGAAAAUGGCGUCGAAUCAAACAGCAAAUCUUUUGUUGGGAAAUUUAAGAAGGCUCCGGAGGCGCUGAAGAGUUUCCAUCUCAAUAAUGACGAUGAAGAUUUGGAAGUACCUGGCACGCCGAUGACACCUAGGACUUCUACAACACCUGGACACGAAAACUGCACGUUCCAUCAUGACCUGGAGCUGGACCACAGACCGCCGACCAGGGAGGCCCUCCUGCCAGACAUGGCCAACUCUUAUAGACUACUGCUCACAGGGUUAGGCGAGGACCCACAGAGGGACGGACUCCUGAAGACACCUGAGCGCGCGGCCAAAGCUAUGUUGUUCUUCACAAAGGGAUACGACCAGAGUCUAGAAGAGGUCUUAAACAACGCGAUCUUCGACGAAGACACAGACGAGAUGGUGGUGGUGAAGGACAUCGAAAUGUUCUCCAUGUGUGAGCACCAUCUUGUUCCAUUCUACGGGAAGGUGUCCAUUGGAUAUCUUCCGCAAGGAAAGAUCCUGGGCCUUAGCAAGUUGGCUAGGAUCGUGGAGAUCUUUUCCCGGCGGCUGCAGGUGCAGGAGCGGCUGACGAAGCAGGUCGCCGUCGCCGUCACGCAGGCCGUGCGGCCCGCCGGCGUCGCCGUCGUCAUCGAGGGAGUUCACAUGUGCAUGGUGAUGCGCGGAGUCCAGAAGAUCAACAGCAAGACGGUGACGUCGACCAUGCUGGGCGUGUUCCGCGACGACCCCAAGACCCGGGAGGAGUUCCUCAACCUCGUUCACUCCAAGUGAGCCCGCGAAAUGUGACACUGACGUUUGUAAUGUUUUCUUUUUGCUUUUUUUUUUCUUUUUCUGCGUUCGUCUUUCAGCCAGUUUGUUUUUUAUUUUAUUUUUGUAGGUUUGGUAUGUUUUUUGCCCAAAUAAUAAGCGUUUUAUUUUUUAAUACGCCAUUUUUUGUUUUAUAUAUUUAGACAUUUUGGUUAUUAUUGAUAAUUUAAGUUGAAAUUGUGUACCAGAGUUUAUUUUAUUUUUUGACUAAUUUAUUUUAACUCUAUAACAUUCAUUAUUACAGUUUUUUUUUUCGUUAGUUACUGGCUGAAUUAAGUUAUUUUUCAUCACUUUUUUCGUUUAAGAAAAAUGUUGCAAACGUCUAUAUUUAAAUAAUUUAAAGCAGUUUACACAUGGAAAUUAUUUGAAAGUAUUAAUUAGUAACGAUUUUCCUUACAAUGAAAAUUAUAGUGCCAAUUUAUAAUAAUUUAAGUAUCGCUUUUCUAAAAUAGCUCAAUUCGAAACAGUAUUUAUUUUUAAACGACAAACUGCCUUAGUUUUAACUUUCUUUCUGCGAGAUUUUUAUUAUUAUAAUUAUGUGCUUUUUAAUACUUUUCUUGCUUUAAUUUCUCUUUUUUUCUUGUAUCCAUUCUAAUUUUAAGUAAAUUUAAGAUAUAUUUGUAUAAUUUGAGAGAUUUUUAUACAACAUGACAAUAAUUUUGUAGUUUAUUUAAUAAGUUGGAGAUCUUGGUUUAAAUAUAUUGCCCAAGAACCAUGGUCUUCAAGCAUUUUGAUAAUAAAUUAUAUUUACUUAUUAAAUUAUACAAAGUUCAGUACAAAGACUUUAUAUUUUAUAAAAUAUUAAUAAAUUAUAUAAAUAUUCGAUAUAUGUGGACCAAGUUUUGAUUUUCUUAUUUUUUUUAUUUUGCAAAAAUCUCAAGUAAUUAAUGGCUGAUUCUUGACAUUUUUGCCAAAAUUAUGUUUUUAUUAUUGUUUAAUAAAUAUUUUUUUUUAUUAAAAAAGACAUCCAUGAAGUUGCCUUAACAUGUGAACGUAUGAAUUUUGAUAAAAUGUGUUUAAGCAGUGUAAUUGGAAUAUUUAUGGUUUUUUUAUAAAUAAAUUUAUUUUUAGUUCACAAA
Molecule: messenger RNA, 2157 nt
Organism: Plodia interpunctella (Indianmeal moth)
Lineage: Eukaryota; Metazoa; Arthropoda; Insecta; Lepidoptera; Pyralidae
Gene: Pu
Product: Punch
Exons: 7
Coding region: 164-1042 (292 amino acids)
Biological process (GO): tetrahydrofolate biosynthetic process; tetrahydrobiopterin biosynthetic process
Cellular component (GO): cytoplasm
Molecular function (GO): zinc ion binding; GTP binding; GTP cyclohydrolase I activity
Source: RefSeq, a predicted model, not a curated record